GCAGUGGAUAGGAAGUGCCGGGGAGCACAGUCACUACAGAUGGAGUCGGUGCGACUCAGGGGCAGAAAGACCUCAAACUGGGCAACAGGAGCAGACUCCCCACGCCUGGAGUCCGCGUAUCCACUCCGUUAAGUAUCCAAGUCUUUCUGAAGACCAACAUCUUGAGGAUAAGCGUUUAAAAGAAAGCAACUCCAGAGUCCACAGGUGAGUGUCAAAUCGAAACUUUCUCUGGGAGGAAAGCUGAGAUGGUAUUUCCCUCCAGUGCAGCCAGAGUCGCUUCAAAGCGAAAGGACGCUGCUUAAAUUUUUUUCUUUCAAUUCCACGUCGGACCAUGUGCUUUUCUCUGCCGUCUAUGAUCCUCAGUAGUUCAGGCUCAAUGUGCAGGAUGUGGUGUUUUCUCAGACAACCUGAUUGGAUGCGGUGGGCUGUGUGUGUGGGGCAUACCGCGUUCCUCUUUUAUAUGUAACCCAGCAACUGUCCCAGUGAAUGACCAGUUGAACAAAUCCCAUUAAUGACACCAUUAUUGAAAGUGAGGAACUCUGUGGACAGCACAGCCUGCUGUAUUCCUGCCGGCAGAGUGACUAAAUAGCACUUUAGUUCAAAGUUUCACCGAUAAAAGUUGUAAUUUUCGGCCGUUUUGUGGAUAAUAUUUAAAGAAUUAGUUGUACUCAUUGUUUGAAAUGUCUGUUUAGACAGUAACGCCGUUUAACUUAGAGGUCAAAAUGGUCUAAAUAAGUCUCGUUUUGUUAUCUUUACUGCAGGUAUGGAUUCUGACACGCAGAGGAACUCUCUGCGCACGCGCAUGGGGGUGUCUCCUCCUUCUACCUGAGAGGAGCUCACCUGGGUCCAACGAGACGGAAGUUCCCUGACGCAAAUCUUUUUUUCUUCAUGAAAAGUGUCUUUGGAGUUCGAGAAACUAUUCCAGGAUCUAAAAUGGAGACAAUAUGCUGUUUGUGGAUCAGUAUAACAUCAAUUUAACAGACUUUACUCACCAAAACCUGUGACUCGCGACUCAUGGUAGGCUACGUGGUCUUUUACUCUGAAGGAAUCCGGGGCAGGGAUUGAUGACUGUUUUUUGUCAGCAGUUUUUAACCAAUUGUUUUACAAAUGUCAGCAGAGUAUAAUAAAUUUAAAUUCAUCAAGUUAAAAAGUUUAACAGCUCACCUUAAGUACAGGUAGCUUAUCAUAUUAUUGUGACAGGAAGAGGCUCAAGACUCACCUUUUUAACCAGGCUUUUCAAUGACUGCCCUUUCAUAUUUCUCUUAUUGCAAAUGUUCAUUUUAAUCAAAGUUCUUAAUGUUUCUUUUAUGUCAUUUUAUUAAUUAUUGUUCUUGGUCUUAUUCUUAAUUCCCGUCAUAGAGGUUUUUACUUCUUUUACCCCUUUUACAUGGUAAAGAGCUCUUAUUUAUUUGUUCUUUUAAUAUGAUUUUCUUGUUUUAGUCCAUCAGGUUUUAGUCUUUCUUUCUACCAUUAAAUUUUUUAUCUUAUAUCUCCAGUGUUUCCUAAAGGUAGCUCUUUCCCCACAUAAUGCCUCGCUGUCAGGCCAUGUCUCUUUAACGAUAUCUUAAAUUCUCACUUUGAUUGCUCUUGUGUGUGUGUGUGUGUGUGUGUGUGUGUGUGUGUGUGUGUGUGUGUGUGUGGGUGAGUGAGGGUGGGUGCGUGUGGGUCUGUGUGUUUGUGUGGGUCCAUGGGUGGGUGUGUUGGUGGGAGGGUCAGGUUUUAUUGUCGUUUAAUCAUUGCUUUUAGCCUCUGUGAGGCACUUUGAAAUACAUCUUUUUGUCUGAAAAGUGCCAUACAAAUAAAGUUGAAUUUGAAUUUGACAUGGUGAGCAGAGUAUACUCAUGUUGGCUAUAUCUUAUAUACCUAAAAUUUCCUCAUUACUCUGAUCUGAUUUAUUGAUAUAAUAAAAUCCUUUUUAUUUGUUCUAGCUGAAUCUCAGUCCAAAGCACUCCUCCUCUCUGUUUAAGAAGAAUGACAGCUCUCCGCAGAGUCCUCCGAAGGCGCCUGCACCCACUAAAACUGGCGAUAGUGGCCCUCAUUUUUGUCACAUUUGUGUUCCUCAUACAACGGGAGGUUGGGAGCCAGAACCAACAGGAGGACCCAUGGCUGAAGGAGAUAGCUGUCAAGCGGGACUCCAUGCUGGGCAUGGUAAUGGGAGCUGUCAAUAACUUCAAGGAUGCUAUACCAAAGAUGCAGAUCAAAGCCCCUGUGCGUAAGCAGGAUAGUAGGGAUGGUGCAUCCUGUCUGCAGGGUCACUACACUGCAGCCGAGCUCAGGCCGGCCCUGGAGCGGCCGCCCCAGAACCCUCUUGCUCCUGGAGCAGAUGGGAAGCCUUUCUACACAGACUCUUUGAGCCCUGAGGAGCAGAAGGAGAAGGAGAAGGGUGAGGAGAAACACUGCUUUAACCUGUUUGCCAGUGACCGCAUCUCUUUGAGUAGAAACCUGGGCCCAGACACAAGACCACCAGAGUAAGUUUCUGUGCAAAAUUAUUAUAAAUCUUAUUAAAUAAUGUUACAUUAAUUUUCCUAAUGAUUCAAUCUCAAAACAACAUUUAAUCACACCACCUAGUGGGUGCGAAUGCUACAUUGGUUCUGUACUGGAAGUUCUCCCCCCAUUAUUUCUCAAUGUACUGGCUCAGAAUAAAACUAAGUCACACACUGGAAAAUAUCACAGAGCAGCAGUACUACAAAUGGUUUAAUGAAAAACUGACUCGCCUAACCAAAACACAUUCAUCAUGUUCACUUUUUGCAAAUAAUCUGCAGCAGAAACCACAGAGAUGACUGUUCUGACUGGGACUUUGCUUUAGCCUGCCUGCCCAGUUACUGUGGCCACUUCAGAGAGGAGCACAGUUAUGUUUGGCUGAUGAUAGUACAUGGAAGUCCAAGUCCGUGUCAGGACAUAGUCAGUACCUGACACAGACAUAAAGCCUGUCCAUGUCCUGGCCAUCUUGCCAGGGUGAAUUACAAAGCCUGAUAUUGCAGGUAUUUGAAAGGCUGCCACACAUGCAGUGUCGCAGCAGAAAUGGACACCCCACUAGGGAGAGUCAGCAGAUGUAAUAACUAGACUAUUGUACCGCUCAGGAUCUGUGUUGGACAGUCACAUCUUUGUGCUCUUUUCACUCUCGUUGCUGCAGAUGCAUUGAGCAAACCUUCAAGCGAUGCCCCCCCUUGCCGACCACCAGUGUGAUAAUUGUGUUCCACAAUGAGGCUUGGAGCACUCUGCUGAGGACAGUAUACAGUGUCCUGCACACCUCUCCGGCCAUCCUACUCAAGGAGAUCAUCCUGGUGGACGAUGCCAGCGUGGAUGGUAAAAUUUUAAGAGGGGAUUGUCGGCCCUCAUUUGGGUUUGAUUUCAUGCAGCUUGUUGGGUGGGCAGCUCUUGAAAUGUGCAGACAGGAGCCCCCUGCUCCCUCUGUAGCCAAUGAAGUGGGUUACAGCAGGAAGUGAGGGGCUGCUGGUGAAUAGUUUCCAAAGAAGACUUAGUACUGGUUGUGCUUUUAAAAUGAAUCAGGGUGGAGCUUUCAAAUUGGAUUUAGGAGGGACACAGGAGAGAGAGGAUUUAGGGAAUGUUGUUCAUCUGACGCUGUAAACUUAGUUUUUUUUUAGUUAUUAUCAGCUACAGAUGGAGGUCUGCUUUAAUCCUGACAGAAGGACACACUAAAGAGGAAAAGAAGACACAUUUGUACUUUUGCAUCUGAUGAUUUAUUUAGCCAUGACCCUGUCUUUAUUACACUUCAAACAAGAUUCAAUCUGGUAUUGUUUCAUCUUUCCAUUCUUCAUGAAUUCUUUAAUGAUUUUGUCGUCUCUAAAUCUAUCUUUCAGAUAUGUUAAAAGACAACCUAGAUGAGUAUUUGAAGCAGCUAAACAUCGUUCAAGUCGUUCGCCAGCGAGAAAGAAAAGGACUAAUCACUGCUCGCCUGCUGGGUGCCUCCGUGGCCACCGGUGAAACCCUCACCUUCCUUGACGCUCACUGUAAGUCAACACACCUACCAGUUGCUUGCUUUAGGGACACACCCUCACUCACCUGGUGUUUGCCUUUGUGUGCCAACUGAAAUCAGCCAUUCAGGUGUUAUUGUUAAAGAACACGUCAUGAUACAAACCGCUACCUGUGUGUGUGUGCAGGUGAAUGCUUUCAUGGAUGGCUGGAGCCCCUGAUGGCAAGAAUAGCCGAGAACUACACUGCAGUAGUGAGCCCGGAUAUAACCACUAUUGAUCUCAACACGUUUGAGUUCAUGAAGCCGUCUCCGUACGGCCAGAACCAUAACAGGGGGAACUUUGACUGGGGGCUUUCCUUCGGCUGGGAGUCUUUACCAGAUCAUGAGAAAAAAAGAAGAAAGGAUGAAACGUAUCCUAUCAAGUAGGCAACAAUUGUACAGCAGUAAAAAACAUCAAAUUCUCAUAAACUCUUUAUUUCUUUGCUGAGAAUCCUGAUCACAUGAAAUCUAUGAAAUCUCCUAAUAGGACUCCCACAUUUGCUGGUGGACUCUUCUCCAUCUCAAAGGACUAUUUCUACCAAAUUGGGAGUUACGAUGAACAAAUGGAGAUCUGGGGCGGAGAGAACAUUGAGAUGUCUUUCAGGGUAAAGCAUCACUCCGGACAUAUGCUGUAUUUUUAGAUUUUGACCUCACACCUUUUGUAGUUGUUGAUUCAUCUCAGUGUCUACAACUGUUUAAUAGGUGUGUCUGAGUACACCUCAUUGUACAUCUGUCUGUGCUCACUGCUAUUUACCUGCAGGUGUGGCAGUGUGGUGGACAGCUGGAGAUCCUCCCUUGUUCAAUUGUUGGUCAUGUUUUCCGCACUAAGAGCCCCCACACCUUCCCCAAGGGGACACAAGUGAUCGCUCGUAACCAGGUCCGACUGGCCGAGGUCUGGAUGGACGACUACAAAGAGAUCUUUUACCGUCGGAAUCAGCAGGCUGCACAAAUGGCAAAAGAUGUACGUCUGAAAUCCUGUGUUUCUAUUCUGGGAUCCUUCUUGAAGUAGAAAAUUUCUCUGCACCACUAUGUUUUCACUUGUCAUGGUCAUAUUUAGGUGGUUUUUAAGACCCCUAAUUAUCCCUUAACUCCACCCUUAAGACAUGUUUGCGCAAAUCCUACAGCUUACCCCUCGCCUUAUCAGUUAACAGGGGAAAACACAGAAUAACACAUACUCGGAGAGCUGUUGUAUUUUACUCAUAAAUACAAGAAUCAAUUUCAUUUGAGUGUGUUCUUUAAAACGCAGAGAGAUAGAUGAGCUGUUAAGGGCUGAAAGCUGUUAUCUGGGGCCCGAAGGAAGUCAGUACUGCUAAAUGACAGGCUCUCAGUGUUUCCCAACAUGUGGUCCCGAAGGUGCCAUAAACCGUUUCCCUCAGGGCGAUACCUCACAGAGCGGGGCCAGCGCCUCUCUCUGUCUCUCAGCUUCAAACAAACACUCUGUCGUCAACGGCUUUAAGGAAUCUGUCAGUGUGCAGCCGUGUGAGGAGCCUCCACAUCAUUUGAGUAAACGCUGUCAUUAUUCAGGAGCAGGAGGAGUCUGCAGAUCCUUGUUAACGUCCUGUUAAGUGUGUGUUUGUAAAGCUAUCAAAUGCUCGGCUAGAGUUGAUUGGUGUAAACAUAGAAGUCAUUAGAGCCACAUAACAGAGUCAGUGACUCCAGAGAAAUAAAUAGAAAUUAGUUUGAAAAUGAAAUGAAGUUCUAAAGAUCUGGAUAGAUAUCCUUCUUUUCUCAGAGAUGAGCUCUUUUUGUCGAUUUUUAAUUUGAUCAGCUGGAUGACAGAGUUAAGCAGUCUGUCUGUUUGCUAGUUUAGUUCAGACUAGAGCUGCAACUAUUUAUUGGUUACUCAGUCCAAAGAAAAUAAAUCCUUUUACUAAAAAUGCCAAACAUGAUCUGUUCCCAGCUUCUCAAAUGUGAAGAGUUGAUGUCUUUUUCCGUCAUGAAUAGUUUUGACGUGUUGGACAUUGUUCAGUUCCACUUUUACCCCAUAUUUUAAAGAUUAAAAUUAGAUUGUUCUAGAAAAAAAGAAAUAGAUCAAAAGUAAAUGAAUGGUUAGUGAAACUGCAUUUGUAGGCGGGGCUUACCUGUCUCAACAGUUAUUAGACAGGUUGUAAUGGCCUUUGGCACAUACAUACAUGAACUGCACACAAAGGAUUAGUCCAGAGGCCUUCAGUGGUGCAAUGAAGAUUCUGCUGCCACCAUCAAAAUAUUGAAACAUGAUUCAUAUCAGAAGAAUAAUAGACAUUAUGAACAGAUGUUCCCUUUGUGCAGAUUGUAUGUAUAUAAUAGUUCAAUAGUGCUUUUCAUCAGCUUCUAUUAUCUCUAUGUCCUGUACUGAAGUUUUAUGGGUAUUGCCUCUUUUUUUCUUAUUCAUUAUUCUAUUUUUAUGUUUUCUGUUUUAAACCAAAAUUACCAAGACAAGUGCUUUGUAUUUGUACUCCCACCUAAAGCUCUUGUGAAAAACUUUCAGUUUGUGCAAUUUUUGGCACCCCCCAAGAACCAAGCAGUCUGUGUUAAUUUUAUCAGCUACAUCCUGAAGUAGUGUGAUAAUAUUGUAUGCAGAGGAUAUAAACACAGGACUGUUUUUUUCACUUUUAUUCUUGACUACUACCCCCUCACAGCACUUUCAGACAUGCAAAAUGAUGACGCACAAGCUGUAGGCUGUGUUAAUGGUGGUCUUGUCUGCUUUUGGACAUCAUGAAAACGCAUUAAUAUGAUUUUCAGUCUAUUUCAUAAAUGCCCAAAUACUCCUCACAGGAGCUUUAAAAAGGUUCUGAUUUUAAAGCUCCUGUGAGGGCUCCCUGUUUGCUGAUCUUGUCCCGUAAAUGUGAGAGUGAAAUUUAUUAUAGUGAAAGAAAAGUCUUUGAGGUCUCUGAGUUUAUUACUUAAUGAAAAUAUUUGACUUUCUGUUGAGUAAUAAAUAAUAUUAAUUUCAGUCCGUCACAGUCAGUCAGAAACUCCCCAAAGGAGCUUUAAAAGCAGGUUGGAGUUUCACUUCUUUUUGCUGACAGUGCAGGAUUCAGAAGCGUCUCAGUGGUAAUAUGUCAUGCUGUUAUUUUAACAGAAAACCUUUGGAGAUAUCUCUAAACGUGUGGACCUCCGUGAACGUCUGCAGUGCAAGAGCUUCUCCUGGUACCUGAACAACGUUUAUCCUGAAGUCUUUUUGCCUGAUCUUAACCCACUUCAAUUUGGCUCGGUAAUAUCACACACACACAUACACACACAAACUCACACACACGCUCCUCCUUCCAAACCUCAGAGCUCGGUCUAGCCACUGAGGGUUUCCACUUGGGAUCUCCAGAGGGUACCGAGCUUUUCCAAUUUGACACUAGUGAAAGCACUCCUGAGACUGAAGUUGUUUGAACAGCUUGCACUGGAUGUUGGUUUUUCAUUUUGUUUCCUCUCACUGCUUUCCCCUUCCCUGCUCUUUCCCUAUAGGUAAAAAAUCUGGGCCGAGACUCAUGUCUGGACGCUGGAGAGAACAAUGAGGGCGGGAAACAGCUGAUUAUGUACCCAUGUCAUGGACUGGGAGGAAACCAGGUCAGAUAGAAAAUGAAGCUCUAACUCUGAUGGACAUAUCCAUGAUUCACCUCAAUGACAGUGGUUGAUGACUGAUAUUUUCUCUUUGCUUUGCUGUAGUAUUUUGAAUACUCCACACAUCAUGAGAUUAGACACAACAUUCAGAAGGAGCUGUGUUUGCAUGCCGUGGAGGGGGCUGUGAAGCUGGAGGAAUGCCAGUUUAGAGGCGGGAACUCAUUUGUGGGAGCGGAGCAGAAAUGGGAAUUUAAGGAUGUGAGUUUUUUGACUUUCUUUCCACUUCUAAGCCUUUAUUUUAUUUGAGUUAAAUCUUAAAGACAGUCAACAAUUUCUUCUCUUCAUAUAGAACAAGCUGUUCUACUUGCCAGCACGGCACUUGUGUCUAAGUGCCCGUCGUGAGUCUCCCACUGUGACCCUCUGCAACCCUGCAGACAGAUACCAGCACUGGACCUUCGUGUAAACGACUCCCACAAAAUACUCAGACAGGAGUUUACCACACUGCAAGAGGCUAACAUGCAGUUUCUUUUAGAUGAAUGACUCUGAGUUUUAAUUUAUUUUUUAUAAGUAGAAGAAGUUUGCUAAGAAGAUUGAACUCUGGGAGAAACAUCAGUGUGUGUCUGCGAGAGGAAAACACUGAAGUGAUGCAGCGAGACAAACUCUGAACCAGAGUCUCGGAAGAAGACACACUCUCUUGACAAGUGCCUCUUUAGUGCUCAGAUAUUUUCACUAUUCUAAAUCGUCACAACCAUUACGCCUGCUGUAGGUACAUGAAGCCAGCACUGAAUAACAUAGAAAUUUAAAACUAAGUUUGACAAACACACAGUCCAGUAAAUCACAUGAUUGAGGGGUUCAAGCUGGAGACACAAAAUUUUAUCACCAAAGAGACUAACAGAGAAAAAACCUGAAACAAACAAACAAACACGACUUAUGUGGAUUUGAACACCUUCUUACACACCUACUUAAACACCUUCCAGUGCCUUAGGCCUAAUUCAGUACUGAGUCAGUGGAGUGAUGGAGGGAUAAUUGAUUUUGAAAUGGGAAUCAAGUAAAAAACUGUCAAAUGCUAAGACAAAGAAACUUUGCAAUACUAAGAUUUUAUUUUGACCAGGCCCUCACUUUCUAGCUUUUCUGAAUCAUCUCACUGUCUAACACAGCAAGAAAUCAAGGUAAUGACAUUCAGCUUUUCUGUCUGGACCUGUUUUAGACCCGUAUUAAAUGAGUUGUAUUAUUACUUUUGAGAGUGUAGGCUGUGUUGGCUGUAAUUACUGGUGUCAUGCCCUACCUAUUUAUUAAUGAGGAUUAGCUUCCCAAUGCAACACAGUAGCUCCAAAGAGAGUAAAAGGUUUGAGCUGUACCUGCUUCAAUUGGAUUAAAAUAUGUGUGUAGAUAAUCAACCAGAUAAUCAUUUUUGCAGGACUGUAGCGAUGAGAAAAGUCAAGUAUAUGGUUUUAUAUUUGAUCUACUGUUAUGAAGAAGGAAUACAAGGAAUUAGCCUCCCUUUAAAUUUGCUGCAGUGUUCACCUGUGCUAUUGAAAUUCAAAGGUUUGGUGUCAUUUUCAUGUCACAUUACUUCAUGAAGGAACUCUGUUAUUCACAUCCCAAACUCAGCCUUUUUUCUCUGAACAUGAGUUGACAGAUGAAUUUCUGGUGCAGGCACUAGUGUUGAGACAGAUGUUAAAGUAUUGUAAAUUAACUGAGAGUGAGAAACGGUGUGAAUGUGUGUUUACCUGAAGAGGAAAUGCUGUGACAGCUUUGGUGGAAAGAGGUCUGGAUUUUAGCUCAAUAAAUUCAGUGGUACUGAGAGCAA
Molecule: messenger RNA, 9314 nt
Organism: Xyrichtys novacula (pearly razorfish)
Lineage: Eukaryota; Metazoa; Chordata; Actinopteri; Labriformes; Labridae
Source: the annotation of a GenBank genome assembly